Messenger RNA from Durotheca rogersii, 822 nucleotides. RefSeq names its product Ribokinase-like protein. The record is from RefSeq and is a predicted model, not a curated record. Bases 7 to 732 code for a protein of 241 amino acids. NCBI's taxonomy places the organism in Eukaryota, Fungi, Ascomycota, Sordariomycetes, Xylariales, Xylariaceae. The transcript is spliced from 2 exons.
GUCCGCAUGCUCGGCGCCGUCGGGCGCGACGCCUACGGCCCCGCGCUGCUCGCGAACCUGGAGCGGCACGGCGUCGACGUCUCGGGGGCCGCCGCGGACCCGGGCCUCGCCACGGGCGUCGCCGUGAUCAUCGUCGACGAGCCCACGGGCCAGAACCGGAUCGUGCUCAGCCCGGGCGCGAACCACAGCCUCGCGGCGGCGCGCUUCGCCGACCCGGCCGCGCUCGGCGACCCCCUCCCCGACCUGCUCGUCAUGCAGCUCGAGAUCCCGCUGGCCACCGUCCUCGCCGCGCUGCGCGCCGCCCGCGCCGCCGCCGUCCCCGUCCUGCUCAACCCGGCCCCCGCCGUGCCCCUCCCCGCCGACGCCUACGCCGGCCUCGCCCACCUCGUCGUCAACGAGACCGAGGCCGCCAUCCUCGGCGGCCUCGCCUCCGAGUCCGUCCUCGACGACGAAGCCGGCCUCGAGGCCGUCGCCCGCGACUUCCUCUCCCGCGGCGUCCGCAACGUCAUCAUCGCCGUCGCCGCCAAGGGCCUCCUCCCCGCCGAGAAGGCCAAGGUCGUCGACACGACGGCCGCGGGCGAUACCUUCGUCGGCCGCUACGCGCUCGACGUGGUCGCUUCGGGCCCGGCCUUCGACAUCGUCGAGGCCGUCAAGAAGGCAAACCGCGCUGCCGCCAAGACGGUCGAGAGGCUGGGAGCUCAGGAUUCGAUUCCCUGGCGCGACGAAUUGUAGUCGUGGGGGAAAACUGCCCCUCUUACGGUCACAAUGGGAUAAUCACGCAUCAUGUUAAAAAGUAUAUAGGAUAGGAAGAAAAAUAAGCGA